UUCAAUAUGUUUAAAUUUGUUGCCUUCGUUGCUUUGAUUGUUGCUGCUGCUGCCACUCCAGCUCCAGAACCAAAAGCAGAUCCAAAGGCUCAAUUGCUAGCUGCAGCUGUUAGCGCCCCAUUGGUAUCUGCUCCCUUAGCUGCUGCUCCAGUAGCUGCCGCAUACAGCGCCCCACUAGCUUAUUCUGGUUACUACGCUCCAUCCGUCUAUGCGGCUGGAUACACUGCCUACUCCCCAUAUGCUGCUUCCUACAUUGUGUAAAUUUAUGAUUUAAAUAAAUUUAUUU
Molecule: messenger RNA, 286 nt
Organism: Aethina tumida (small hive beetle)
Lineage: Eukaryota; Metazoa; Arthropoda; Insecta; Coleoptera; Nitidulidae
Product: cuticle protein 18.6-like
Exons: 2
Coding region: 7-261 (84 amino acids)
Source: RefSeq, a predicted model, not a curated record